Messenger RNA from Monascus purpureus, 1035 nucleotides. NCBI's taxonomy places the organism in Eukaryota, Fungi, Ascomycota, Eurotiomycetes, Eurotiales, Aspergillaceae. The record is from the annotation of a GenBank genome assembly.
UUUCGCUAGAGCAUCGCGCCCACCUGCUCGGGUUUCUUUUGCUCUUCAUUUAGUAGGAUUCUUGGCAAAUUUUCCUCAUCAUGGCGCGAAACAGCGAGAAGGCACAGUCGAUGCUCUUCCGUUUCCGAGCCCAACAGGCGGCGGAUCUCGGAAUCAUUGAUAUCGGACGCACGCGUCGUCCCAAAGCGAUCACCACUGUCGAUACGAUCCCCAUGUGCGAGAAAUGGCGGGGCCAAGUUCUCAAGGAGAUCUCGCGCAAGGUAACGCGCAUUCAAGACCCGAGCCUGAGCGACUACCAGAUCAGAGACCUGAACGAUGAAAUCAACAAACUCAUGCGAGAGAAGUGGUCGUGGGAGAUGCAGAUCCGGAAUCUGGGCGGGCCAAACUACAUGCGCGGCUCCGGGAGGGUAUACGAUGAUGAAGGACGCGAAAUACCUGGCGGAGGGAAAGGGUAUCGGUACUUCGGUCGUGCCCGGGAACUUCCGGGUGUGAAGGAGAUGUUUGAAGCUGCUGCUCGACGGGGGCGGAGGCCUGCCGAGGAGGAAGAUGAAGAGUCCGUUAGGGGCAGGGGAGGGGAUAUUGCGACCAAGAAGGUGGAUGCUACGUAUUUCGGUUACGGGCUGGAGGAGGAAGAUGGAUCGCUGCUAGCAUAUGAGAGAUCAAAGGAGAAGGAGGCCACGGAGAAUCUGCGCCGGCAGGGCGAUGGAGACACUGAGGAUGGCUGGGAACCGUUGCCCGGUGAUGCAGGUGAUGGUUUGGAAUGGAGGCUCCCAACUCUCGACGAAGUGCAAGAGGAACUUGUGGAUAGGAGGCGGAGGAGGCUGUUGGACAAGAUUUCUUAACCUCUAUUCUUUUUUGAAUUUGCUGGUGGAUAGAGGUUACAUGUUUGCAGGUUGUCUUUCUGUCUCUCCGGCGUUUCGAGUGCUGUCUUGUCUCCAUCUUUUUCAUCAUAGGCAUCUUCCGAUUUUCGUUUUUUGAUUUACGUGGAACAAUCUCGGGAGAAGAUAACAAGUUACGGUGAUACCAACAUGGAGU